Messenger RNA from Schistocerca gregaria, 1367 nucleotides. RefSeq names its product trypsin I-P38-like. The transcript is spliced from 4 exons. Gene Ontology annotation, molecular function: serine-type endopeptidase activity. The record is from RefSeq and is a predicted model, not a curated record. Bases 378 to 1367 code for a protein of 329 amino acids. Lineage: Eukaryota; Metazoa; Arthropoda; Insecta; Orthoptera; Acrididae. Gene Ontology annotation, biological process: proteolysis.
AGAGAUGAUACUCUGUAGAAUGCAAUGCUAGCAUCAGACGACGAUAUACAUAGAGUAAACAAUAAAUAACGUGGCGUUGCCUCCGAUGUUUACAAAAUUCUGUGUAGCGCUUUUGCCGGCAAUAAGUUAGUGGUUUUGUGGAGAAGAGUGAGAUAAAUCGUAUCGGCGAGUUUGCUCAUGUAUUCAAUUUGGAAAUCGCAUCGAUCAUAAAAUUUUAGAGUGAUGACGAAUGCAAUUUAUACGUGGCAGUCUGUAUAAAAAUAGCAUCGGUUGAAGCCAAUGGUGGCAAAACUCUUUUAACGUUUUUGUCGAUCGACGACAACGAAACUUGCCGAAAGAUCCGGACAAAAGGUAUCGUGCGUUAUACAUGCGGCGGCAUGGAGAUAGUUCAUCGGGUUGUCGUGUGGAGCUCUGUCGUCGUGCUGAUCCGGUGCGGGCUCAACACGCCGGAGGAAUUGCGGGUUGGGAGGAAAGCCAUCGAGAGCUGGCGCUCCACGAAGAAAGACGCCGCUUGGCCUGGCGACAGACUGUUUGGUGGAUUCGCGCCUCACAUCGGCACCUACCCCUUUACCGUCUUCAUCAUAGGGAUGGAGCCUGGCAGGACCUGGGAAUGCUCGGGCAGUGUAUUGGCGCCGCAGUGGAUCCUAAGCGCGGCACACUGCAUGGGCAUGACCGAAUAUUGGUAUGGUGUUAUUUUCGGCGGCGACAUAGACUUUUCAACCGACAGAGUCUUCACAAAGUACAACAUCCAGAUCCGACUUCUCCAAGAAGCCUAUCAGUACGUUGUGAACGACACCUACACUAAUGACAUCGUGUUGUUUAAACCUUUCAGAGGUUUCACCUUAGAAAGGGGAUUCGUCGAAACCAUUCCUUUGACGGAUGAGAGAACGUACCCAUCGAACUGGAAGAAAACCUGCACAAUAGUGGGAUUUGGUUUGCGUGGCAGGAACCUGCGUCCACCAGUAGGCAUCCAGAGGGCAGCCAGCUUCCUGAUGGAGCCCGGCUGGAAGUGUGGCGUCCCCGGCAUCAGGGAUAAUGGCCUCUGCACGUACGACGUGAAGACUAAGUCCGCCUGUACUGGCGACUCCGGUGGGCCGAUCUUCUGCGAAGGACAGUUCAUCCAGUUCGGACUCAUCGUGGGCGCCCUCUACGAGAACUGCACGCACUGGUUCUGCGGCGCGCCAGUUGUAUGGAACAUUCACAUGUUCGUCGGCUUCUACCGCGACUGGAUCGACUACACGAUGCACAGGUACUCCGAGCCUCGGUCGGCCUGCCACCGGCGACGAGCCGGCCCGCUGGCAACCCUGCUGGCCGGCUCCCUGCUGGCGCAGCUCAGCCCUCCAAUAAACACUCAUACGCCUCUCUGA